Messenger RNA from Budorcas taxicolor (takin), 417 nucleotides. It is a transcript of the gene LY6L, whose product is annotated as lymphocyte antigen 6 family member L. The transcript has 3 exons. The record is from RefSeq and is a predicted model, not a curated record. NCBI's taxonomy places the organism in Eukaryota, Metazoa, Chordata, Mammalia, Artiodactyla, Bovidae. Gene Ontology annotation, cellular component: plasma membrane. Bases 1 to 417 code for a protein of 138 amino acids.
AUGGGGGCGCUGGUUCUAGCCCUGUGGGCUCUGCUGGUGUCUUUGGACCCUGCUGGCAGAGCCAGAGAGCCAGGGAAGAACCUGAGCUGCUACCAGUGCUUCAAAGUCAGAAGCCCGGAGUUUUGCUUGCCUGCGGUGUGCUCCUCCACUGACCAGGUCUGCGUCUCCCACAUGUUGAUCAUCACCCUGAGACUACCGGUGAAGACCCUGCUCAGCAAGCGCUGUGCCCCCAGGUGCCCCAACACCAACAUGGAGUUCGAAUGGCUGUCGGACUCGGGGGUGCUCAGCAAGAUCGUCCGGCACUGCUGCUCCAGAUCUCUCUGCAACAGGGCCCCCGCCCUGCAGGAGGGCCCCAGGGCCCUCCCACAGGGGCUCCUGCUUUGGGUGGGCCUCAACCUCCUCCGGGUCCUGCUAUGA